This is a messenger RNA of Laccaria bicolor S238N-H82, 1319 nucleotides long. RefSeq lists its product as uncharacterized. Lineage: Eukaryota; Fungi; Basidiomycota; Agaricomycetes; Agaricales; Hydnangiaceae. Gene Ontology annotation, molecular function: ATP binding; protein serine/threonine/tyrosine kinase activity; protein serine/threonine kinase activity. The transcript has 7 exons. The record is from RefSeq and is a predicted model, not a curated record. Gene Ontology annotation, cellular component: cytoplasm. Bases 1 to 1188 code for a protein of 395 amino acids. Gene Ontology annotation, biological process: protein phosphorylation; signal transduction.
AUGUCCACUCAUGGCCCAAUAAACGGUGUAAAGAUUUCCCCCAUUGACGACCCUCAUAAAGUCGUGAAAGUAAUUGCCUCCGACGGCAAGUCGGCAGAGACCAGAGACCUCUCUUAUACAAACUGCAAGGUCAUCGGAAACGGCUCUUUUGGUGUCGUCUUUCAAGCAAAGCUAGUUGGUACUCCAAAGGAUGCGGAGGACAUUGCUAUCAAGAAGGUUCUACAAGACAAGCGAUUCAAGAAUCGUGAAUUGCAGAUCAUGAGACUCGUAUCCCAUCCAAACGUCGUCGACCUCAAAGCCUUCUUCUACUCCAACGGCGACAAGAAGGACGAAGUGUAUCUUAAUCUCGUCUUGGAAUACGUCCCGGAAACUGUCUACCGCGCUAGUCGUCAUUACGCUAAACUCAAGCAACCCAUGCCCAUGCUCCAGAUCAAAUUGUACAUGUACCAACUCCUGCGCUCCCUUGCGUAUAUCCACUCCGUCGGCAUCUGCCACAGAGAUAUUAAACCCCAGAAUUUGCUUUUAAACCCUGCGACUGGAGUGCUGAAGCUAUGCGAUUUUGGUUCUGCAAAGAUCUUGGUAGCUGGCGAGCCCAACGUCAGUUACAUCUGCUCCAGGUACUAUCGCGCUCCAGAGCUCAUCUUUGGGGCGACCAACUACACGACUAAUAUUGACAUUUGGUCAACGGGGUGUGUAAUGGCUGAGCUCAUGCUUGGCCAACCACUGUUCCCUGGAGAAAGCGGGAUUGACCAAUUGGUGGAGAUCAUCAAGGUUCUCGGCACACCCUCCAGAGAGCAAAUUAAAACGAUGAACCCCAAUUACAUGGAGCACAAAUUCCCUCAGAUCAAACCACAUCCCUUUUCAAAAGUUUUCCGGCCCCGCACGGCUCCCGAAGCAAUUGAUUUGGUGUCCAAGUUGCUGGAAUACACGCCAGGCGCUCGACUUAGCGCUAUUGAGGCUAUGAUCCAUCCGUUCUUUGACGAGCUUAGGGUUGAAGGGGCGAGGAUGCCCAAUGGCAAGGAAUUCCCCUCGCUAUUUGACUUUACACGCGAGGAGCUCUCGGUGCGACCGGACUUGAUUCGGCAGCUCGUUCCGCCACACUGUGAACCGGAGCUGGCCUCGCGGUCAAUUGUGUUGGAAACAUUUGUGCCCAUACCACUGGAGCAACUGAAGAUCACAUUGGAUUGAAGUAGUAGUACUUAGCGUAUGAGUAGUCUAUUCUUUUUUCUUUCCUUCUUUUUUGCGAUACUUUUGCAAUCCUUUCGUUUUCUUGAAUUGUACACAUGUAUGUAGCUGGAAAUGUGAGAAUGUUUGGUGAU